GCUAAAACAGUCGAGAUCGCACCGCAAAAAGUUCCAGCACUCUAAAACGCUAUAACAACAAAUCGCGAUGCUAAACUUCCUCUUCAUCAAUCGAGAAGGCGCCCUCACCACCAUCACCAACUUCACAUUCGCCAAUUCCACCACAUUACUCUACCCCAACGACACCGCCUCUCUCGAAAAUCCCGAAUCCUUCGACCUCUACCCCUUCGGCAUCGUCCUUUCGUUCACCAUCAUCUACGCCAUCAUCUUCGUAGCGGGAAUCAUAGGCAACGUCGGCACUUGUGUGGUGAUAGCGCGCAACAAAUCCAUGCAGACCGCCACCAAUUACUAUUUGAUCAGCCUGGCCGCCUCCGAUUUGCUACUGUUGCUCUCCGCCCUGCCGUUCGAGGUGUACAAAAUGUGGUCGCAGGACAACUACGUGUUCGGCCAGGGUUUUUGCACGGCCCAAGGACUGGCCGCCGAAACUUCCGCCAACGCCACCGUUUUGACCAUCACCGCUUUCACGGCAGAAAGAUACGUGGCGAUUUGCCAUCCGUUUUUGGCGCACGCCUGGUCGAAACCGAGCAGGGCCGUACGCUACAUAAUUUGCAUAUGGGCCAUAGCAUUGGGCCUGGCCGUACCGCAGGCCAUACAAUUCGGCGUGGUGAGCGAAUUGAUCGACGGCCGGUACGUGAACCAUUGCAACGUGGAGAAUCCGUUCUUCGAGCAUUCGUUCGAGAUAUCGACGUUCGUGAUAUUCUUCGUGCCGAUGGCCGUCAUCACGGUGUUGUACGUUCUGAUCGGGCCACCGAUCGCCAUGGAACAACCCAAAGUGUUCGUUAUCGUCCAAACCGGCGCGAAUUUCACCCUCCAACAACAAACCAAUUACACCAACAGCGAGGCCAUCGACUUGUACCCCUUCGGCAUCGUCCUAACCUUCACCGUCAUCUACGCCAUCGUCUUCGUCGCCGGCCUCGUCGGCAACAUCAGCACCUGCGUGGUGAUAGCCCGCAACAAAUCCAUGCAGAACGCCACCAACUACUACCUCUUCAAUCUGGCCGUGUCCGAUCUGUUGCUGCUCAUCUCGGCGUUACCAUUCGAAAUCUACAAGAUCUGGUCGGAGGACGAUUAUGUGUUCGGUCAGGGAUUGUGCACCGCCCAAGGGCUGGCGGCGGAGACUUCCGCGAACGCCGCCGUCCUCACCAUCACCGCCUUCACAGUCGAACGAUACAUAGCCAUCUGCCAUCCAUUCCUCGCCCACGCCUGGUCCAAACCGGGCAGAGUAGUACGCUACAUCAUCUUUAUAUGGAUCAUCGCCUUGGGCUUGGCUCUUCCGCAGGCCAUCCAGUUCGAGAUCAUCGAGGAAUUCAUCGACGGCAGGUACACCAGCCACUGCGUGAUGCAGAAGCCGUUCUUGGAGCAUUCGUUCGAAUUGUCGACGGUGUUCUUCUUCGUGGUGCCGAUGAGCGUGAUCACGGUGUUGUACGUGAUGAUCGGGAGGCGGUUGAGGCGGAGUUACAGCGUGAGGCCGACGAAGAGGACGUCGUCGGACGGCGGGGAUCGGGAGAUCGGCAGGAAGAUCAGAGGAGAAUAUGUGAUUAAUGCCAAUUUAAAAUUAGAUCCGAUGUCUGUUGCAGUUGUGGUGGCCUUCUUCAUCUGCUGGGCGCCCUUUCACGCCCAAAGAUUGCUCGCCAUUUAUCUAUCGAACGCUUCGGAAGAUGUCCAGAACAUGUUCGCAGGUUUCUACCUGUAUUUAAUGUACAUAUCCGGCCUGCUGUACUUCAUAUCGACGUCGGUGAAUCCCUGCUUGUACCACAUAAUGUCCAAGAAAUUCCGAAAGGCUUUCAAGGACACUUUCGCCGAAUUGUGCUGUUGCAAAAAAACCUCAAACGGCCAUUACGCGGCCAUCAGGCGGAUACCGCCGAAGAUGCGCGACAUACCGCGAUCCGUUUCGGACAACGUGGCCUCGAAUCUGCAGAAAACCGGCGAGCGCCCGAACAAACGGAACGAUUCGAAGGUAUCGGACAGCAGCCGGAGCAGUUUUUUAUCGAAUUCGAGCCGCAGCACGUCGUUGUACGACAGAAACAAAUCGAUCGCGUCCGAGCACGAGGGCGACAAAAAUACCGCGUUACUGCCGUUUAAAUUCAGCAGGAUAUUCGGUAAGAGACACUCCGACAGCGCUGCGAUCAGUAAUUCGAGUUUAAGGGAUACGGACGUUACGGAGUUCAAUCACAGUGAUCUUGUUAAAAAUAUGAUUAAAAUAAACGAUAAUAUUAACUAA
Molecule: messenger RNA, 2260 nt
Organism: Phyllotreta striolata
Lineage: Eukaryota; Metazoa; Arthropoda; Insecta; Coleoptera; Chrysomelidae
Source: the annotation of a GenBank genome assembly